Messenger RNA from Trichoplax adhaerens, 1275 nucleotides. RefSeq lists its product as uncharacterized. Gene Ontology annotation, biological process: endoplasmic reticulum tubular network organization. The transcript is spliced from 13 exons. The coding region runs from base 1 to 1275 and encodes 424 amino acids. The record is from RefSeq and is a predicted model, not a curated record. NCBI's taxonomy places the organism in Eukaryota, Metazoa, Placozoa, Uniplacotomia, Trichoplacea, Trichoplacidae. Gene Ontology annotation, cellular component: endoplasmic reticulum tubular network.
AUGGGUUCCUUUAUCGGAAUACUCAAGAAAAACAAAUCGUCCAAAGAGAUUCUGGAAGAUAUUGAGGAGAAAAUUAAAAAUAAUGAAUCUACGAAACGCCUUUACGAUCAUCGCUUGAAAAAUGUCACUUUCGAUUUAGUGGCAGUAGUCCUUCCUUUAUAUAUUACAAGCUUGAUUGGAUAUUACUACCUUUAUCUACCGGAACAAACUCCAGAUAAAAUCAUUUAUUCUCUACCUUUCGCCGUUGUUCCAUUCGGGGCUUAUGGCAUUAAAAAAUUCCUUGAAUACUGGUAUAAAAAAGCUAUUGGUAAAUCAAACCUUACACUAAGAGAAUUGCAAGAUAGCAAAAAGAAAGUGUUAGAAGAAGUAAUGGAAAAGGAGACCUACAAAACUGCUAAAGAAAUAUUAGAACGAUUCGAUCCCGCCUCUAAAAAAUUACAGAUGUUUAAUCAAGAAGCUAAUAAUACAGAUAUUAGACGACGAGGGAAUGCCGCAACCAAAGCUAAGAAAAAGCCUGAUGAUGGUGCUAAUAAUUCAGUAGUAUUAGCCGAUGUUGCGCUUAGGCAGCAACAGCAGCUGUUGUACCAGGAAAAAAUUAUCAAGGAGCAACAUUUGAAACUUCAAAAGCAAAACGACCAAAUAUCUCAAGGAUCGAAACUUUUACAAUCUAAAAAAUCUAAUGAUUCUAAAAAUACUACAUCUACGUCUGAGAAUAUUGAAAGCAGCAUAAACGCAGCUAAUGAAACAGUCAAACAAGCCGAAGGUGAUGACGAUGAUUACUUACUUUUAUUACCAGGAACUGCUACCGAUGGAAACAAAGAACCUGUCUCAUAUCCAAUCUUACCAAAAGAUCGUAGCAUGACUGAUAAGAUUAUGGAGUAUUUUGUUGGUGAUGGCCCUACCAAUCGAUACGCUCUAAUUUGUAGCAAUUGUGCUGGCCACAAUGGGAUGGCUCUAAAGGAAGAAUUCGAAUACACAACAUUUAGAUGUGCUUACUGCCGAUACUUAAACCCAUCACGAAAAAGAAGGCAGUCAGCACCUCCUUUAAAUGUGUCACUAUCAGAAUCAGUACCUACGUCAACCUUGGCUAGCGAUACCAAAAAUACUCUUUCAACGCCUUCCUCGAAAAGGAAGGUAAUCCAUACGAGUACGCCCAAGGUAAAAGAAACAAAACCACCUGAUGUCGGGCCGAAAGCAAGUGAAUCUACGUCCUUAGCUGCUGUAACGGAAGAAAGUACAAUUCGAAACGAAGAUGAAAGUUCCAACGAAUCAUAA